Molecule: messenger RNA, 5430 nt
Organism: Zootoca vivipara (common lizard)
Lineage: Eukaryota; Metazoa; Chordata; Lepidosauria; Squamata; Lacertidae
Gene: TRNP1
Product: TMF1 regulated nuclear protein 1
Biological process (GO): regulation of cell population proliferation
Cellular component (GO): nucleus
Molecular function (GO): DNA binding
Source: RefSeq, a predicted model, not a curated record
AAAGCGCACCCCGAAUCCCCGAGGCGAUCCUGGGAAGGAGCUCCUUAGCCCCGUCGAGUCGAGAGCGGAGCCUGGCGCGCCCCGGGCGCCUCGCCAGCAGCAUCAGCGGCUUCUCCAAGGUGCGGCGGUGCGCUCCUCCUCUCGCUCUCCGAAGCGCGCGCCUGGAUGCCCGGCUGCGGUCCCGCGCCCUCUGCUGGCGAAGCCAUGACGCCGCACAGCCGCUCGGAGGCCGGGCAGCCUGAGCAGGCGGCCGCGGCCGCGGCAGCAGCCGCCAGCCGCGAGCUGGAGGUGCGCGGAGCGGGCGCCUCCGCCUCGUCCCUGCCCGCGGCGGUGCGGGGCGCGCUGGAGCUGGCCGAAGCCCGGCGUCGGCUGCUGGAGGCGGAAGGGCGCCGGCAGUUGGUGUCGGAGCUGGAGAGGCGUGUUGAGCAGCUGCACCGCGUCUUCAUCGAGGCCGAGCUGCGCAUGGCCAACCGCGCCGAGAGCUUGGGCCGCCUGGGCAGCGGCGUGGCGCAGGCCGAGCUCUACCUGACCACAAACGGGCAGCGCCUGAAGAAGAGCCUGCGGCGCUGCAAAAAAGCCAGGCCGCCCGCCUUGCUGGCUUCGGCGCUGGGAUUGGGCAGCUGCGUGCCUUGGGCUGCCUGCAGAACGCGCCGCGGCCGAGGGGGCCCCCCGGAGCCGCCCGAGUCCCCCUUCAAGAGGAUCCAGCAGGGGGCAGCACCAGCUCCUUCUCCCCAUCAGCCCCGGCGAACCCGGCCUUAGAAGUGGGGUGGGGCGCUGCACCCCUCUGCUACCCGCUGGAGGGAGGGUGUCGCUAGGGGGGUGGGGUGGAAGGCGACAGGUGCUAGUAAGCGUGCAGAGGGUCUUCCUUGCAGAAUUUUCCUCCAAGGAUGGGGACCGUUUCCCGAGCCCCCCAGAGCAGGAGGGUGUGGUGAUGAAUGUUGGUGAGCAUCCUUCCUUCCUUCCCCAUCUGCUUGUGGCAAACAGCUCCCUCCAGGCAGAUCCACCUUAUGCAUUUAAAGCAUUCUUAUUGCACAUUUAAAGUAUAUGACUUCCCCCAAGGAAUCCUGGCAACUAUAAUUUGUUAAGGGUGCUGGAAAGGUUUGUGAAGGAGCAAACUACAGUUCCUAGAUUCUUUGGAGGGAGUUGAAUGUGCUUCAGAUGUAUAGUGUGGCUCUUUUCCAGCUGCUCAUCAUCAUCAGAUCUAUUGGCUGCUCAACUAUUGGAGACAUCUGAUUCUCAUGACCAUCUCAUUCAUUGACUUUCCUUAUGGUUUGGAUAAGUUUGGCUUGCAACCAGCCCCAGAUUCAGCUCUGCUGCUCUUGAACUGGUCUGCUGAAGCUUUAAAGUUGUUCCAGAGCUGGCUUUUUUGGACUGACGGUCAGAGGGUGAGAUGAUGGUGGGAACCAGUCCUGGACCACUUGCCUUUAGGAAGCAAAAAACGGCACCUUCUGCUCCUAGGAAAUGAGUCCUUUUUACUAGGAGUCAAGCAGUUGGGUGCUUCAGCUUCGACUUUUGGAAAUGUCUAUUACCACAGGAGGCCUCUUCAUUGCAUUCUAGUGAGGACCCAGAGCAAAAUGGGCAGCAUCAAUAUGUCUAGGCAGCCCUUUUGGCAGCAGCUGGAGAGAGGGUGUUGAGUCUGCUGGUUCUUAUGCAAUCAAAAAGUACCCAUCUGUUUUGUAGAAACUCAUCCUUUUUAGUCCAGGGCCUCGGAGAGCUUCUGGAUUGUGCAGAACCUGGAAACAUUUCAUCUUUGCAUAACUCUUAAAAGCAGUCAGUUUUUUUGUGGCUUGACAUUGCCCCUCCUAAACUCUGCUGGUACCCAUGGGUCUUUGAAGAAAUAAAUUUUGGUUCAGGAGAAGAGCAAGUCCCAUCCCUCAUAUAUAUAUAUAUAUAUAUAUAUAUAUAUAUAUAUACACACACACACACACACACACACACACACACACACACACAUGGCUUGGCUUCCGAGUUGUCUGCCAAAGAUUCCACCUUGAAGUUGCUUCCGGCCAUGGGACUUUAGUGAUGUGGAGGAGUAGGCUUGCCCAACGGUAAGCACCUGCUUGACAGACUUGACCUUCACCUGACACUCUGCUGCUAGAUCUUCCUCAAUGCAGGUGCUUCUUUUACCCAGCAAGGCUGCUGGUCAUGCUUGGCUUCUAUUCUCCUCUCCCCACCACAUUUCCUGUUACUGGUUCCAAGAAAUUGGCCUUAAUUUUGCCCUAGUACAUAACAAAAGCUUCCUUUAUCCACCGAGGGAAACUGCCAUGGAACUGCAACCAAGACAAGAGGUAUCCCGAAUUGCUCCUUCCUGCUGUUUUGGACAAUGGCGUUACGGGGACUGAGCAGGAAUUUUUUCCUACAAUGAUUGUAUUAGAGCUCUUCCUUAGCCUUUUGUCUAGCACUUACUGACCUGAGUUGGACUGACCUGCUGUUCUGAACAUCAGAAACACUAUAAUUUCUCAUAUUGAGAAUCUAUCUUGGUCUUUAUUGGGGCUAGAGUUUGCCUCUUGCUGGUUAGCUGAUGGGAACUUCUGAAAUACUUUUAUUUAUUGCACUUUUAAUGUAGAUGUUGGCGUUGCUUUGCCAUUUAGAAUCUUACAGGGUAAUGAAUGGGUGCAGAAUAUCCACUGGAUAUUGUGCCCUUGAUCCUCUGUAUCCAACAGGUUUGGGUAUAUGGGGUGAAGACAUGCCAGCUUUGUACUUUUGUAUUAGUUCCACUUUCAGCUGCUUUGACAAAGGAACAGAUUGAAUCAGACUUCAAAACGGGGGGUCAAAACAGGGCGCUGAAAUAAAGCCAGGCUGCAUUUCUUUUACGUAGGUAGGGCUACAGCAUGUGCUUAGAAUUCGAAGCUAAAAUACUCGUUAUGUAACAGGAAUGUACUGUGCAGUCUAAGUAAUACUGGACAAAAUUGCUCAACUUUCUCACUACAAAAAUAACUGUAGGGGUUUUCUUGUAGAAUUCGGAUUGCUUUUGCAUCUAGCGAGGUAGCCUAGUUACUCUUCUGCAGCAAACACAACAAGGAGCUUUUGGCACCUGUGAGGUUCACCAGGUUUAAGCUUUUGAUGGUGCCAUCCAGGCAGGACUUUGGGGCAAAUGUCCCGGGCUGCACUCAGCAGAAUGGGCAUGGGCAUCGGGAGGGGGACCUAUGCCACAGGUUUGGCUAAUCACAUUCUGAAGUGAAUGAAGUAGCAGGCAUUGCCAUCAAAAGAGGUAGGGAGACAAGACCAUUAAUUCCAGAGACACUGCAAUUCUAACCUCGCUUACCUGCGAGUAUGCCCCAUUUGAUUCAGUUGGUCAUACUUCUGAGUAGGCAUGGUUAGGACUGCAUUCUAAAAUUACCUAGCUGUGCUGCUGCAGGAACUGGAGCAGUGAGGGAGACUGAUGCAUGAAGCACUGGGAGAUAGGCGGAGUGGUGCAGUAGGAAGAAAAGGAGCUCAGGAGGAGGCAUGAGCUCACUGGAGAAAUGCAAGCAUCCAAAGAAGCCACUUAGGUUUGAUAACAGCCAGACUUAAAAGCAAAAGGUCUAGAAACUCCCUUUAAGAAAAAAGGAGGGAGAUUGCAAAAUCAGGAUUGAAAUAAAGUCACUGCAUUUAACCCAAUGUUAUCAUAACCAUCAGGCUAACAAGAGGUUGUUUGAACAACUGAUGCUUAGAGCUAACACAACAAUAAAAAUAGUGGGGACAGCAGGAGAGGAAUUCUCAUUUUUGAACACAGGUUUCUCAAGAGACUGACAUAAUAUUUUUUAAAAAUAUUAGCUUCUGAAAACUAAGGGCUCAUCCAAACGUACACUAGGCACAGGUCCAUACUUUAAAGCACUGUGUCCGAGCGCUCCCCCCCCCAACACUUUCCCCAGGUUGAAGCCCUGGAAGGACAUCUUGAACAGGUUAAAUGCAUUGAAGAGUGACCGUAUGAAGAGUGACCUUUAUCCAAAUAUGCAACCUCUCUUCUCUUUCCCUGGAACGUAUACAGUGCAGUCCUAUAUAGGUCUACUCAGAAGUAAGUCCUACUGUGUUCAAGUGUGGAUAGAAUUGCAGCCUAAGAAAGGGCCAGGCUGCCAAUCACUAGCAAUUUGGAUAAACACAUACUUUCAACCACAGAGUUGCAUCCAUAUGCAGCAGGAAUGUCCAACUUCUGAGAGACUGUGAUCUACUUGCACGAAAAAAACACUGGCAGUGAUCCACCCAUUGUAUUGACCGGAGUUGUUGAGCUUUUUUUAGGGAGCAAAAAUUGUUGAUUUUUUUGGGGGGUGUGUGUGUGUCAGGGUCUCACAAUCGACCAGGAUCGACCACGGAUCCCUGCGAUCGCCCAGUAGAUCGCAGUUGACCUGUUGGACAGCCCUGACAUAUAGCAAAGAAAAUUGGGAUUCAUGUGGUUUGGAUAAUGACGGUGCGAGAGGUACUGGUUCUGACCUAGCUGUCUUGCAUGGUUGCCAGGUGCAAAAGAGGACAGGGCUCCUGUACUUUUAGUAGCAAUGUAGAAAAGGGAAUUUCAGCAACUGUAGCUUGUCAUGAAGCUAUUAAAGGUGCAGGAGCCCUCUCUUUUGCACCUGGACACCCUAUUCAGUUAUAAUAUUUGCCCUUCCCAUACAGCAAUCCAUUACAAGCAAUCCAUCUGAAGAAGCGUGCAUGCACACGAAAGCUCAUACCUAUGACAAACGUAGUUGGUCUCUAAAGUGCUACUGGAAGGAAUUUGUUUGUUUGUUUCCAUUACAAGAAUGUAAAGGACAGGAAAUUUUGAAGCUGCUUCUCCCCCCCUCACUCCGAUCUUUGGCAUCAGAAGGGACUCCUGUUAUCUUCGCCUAGUAGGGAUAAAAUGAUACGUCUACUCUCCUCUUUUAUAAAGGAACUCGAAGGUAUUUGGUGGUGUGUUUGUUUUAGAAAUAAAUAGAUAAAUAAAUUGCUAUUUCAUGAAAGUGCUGCAGGGACUACCUUAAUAUGGAUGAGAUAAUCAGGCAGCUGGUCUGUUACGUAAUCUUUGCCUCCCAUAUGUUUCUGGUGAAGGGCUCCUGCCCUGCUGAUGCGGCAUUUGGGCUCUGUUGGAACAAAUGUACAUAUUUUGCUACAGGCACCAGCUGGAAAGGAGCGCAGAGUUUAUACCCAAAUAAACAUUGUGUUCAUUGUUUUGAAGGUGGUUGACUUAAGCCAGGUGGAAGAGGUGAGACACGCAAAGCAAAUCCCAGCACCCGGGUGAUAGCUUUGCAAAUGAACAAUGGGAAAUACUUUGAAAGUGUGAUUUUCUCCCUCCCUAUGGUUGAACACCUGUGCAUGCUUACCUGGGAGUAAGUCUCAUUGGGGAUUGCUUUCAAGAGGGCAUGUGUAGGAAUGCUGAAUAGCCGUGAUCACAAAAUCAUGUGAAUCUGGAGGAGUGUCAUUGAAAUUAAAAGUGCUUAUUGAGUAGAUUUCUGCAGCUGAAAAUAAAGGCACAUGACA